CCUAUCAAAAUCAAAAUUAUUUCAAACCAAAGCCGACUGAUUCGUGAAGUUGGUGAGCAGUUCGGGUUUUCCAAACUACAAAAUUACAUGCCCAAACCACACCACCCACCCCCUCUCUCCCUUUUUAUGUUUCUUUUGUUUUCUAGCUGCUUCUCUCCCCCUCUUUCUCUCUCUCAUUUCCUGUAAAAGUAACAGAGACGAUCCUAUUUAAAACUCCAACACUCUGUUUGUAAUUGAAUAGCCUUUCAAGUUUGAGCUUUUAUUUUAAUCUAUUUUUUUCGUUCACUUGUCUUGCAAACCAAAACCCCCCAUAAAUCAGAACAAGUGUAUAUAAAGGAGGAAGGAAUAAUCAGGCAGGGAGUCAGAAAUGGAUGGCCUUUGUUUGAAAACAACUGCGUCAGGGAUACAUGGGAUACCUUCCACGAUUUCAGCGGCUGCAGCGCUCGACAUCCGUACCAACCCAUCUCCAUCUCAGGUGAGCGCCAUUGGGAGAUCCACCUCCACUGCCGGGGUAGACAAGUCCACUACAACCACGGCUCACAAGAAGACGACCCCCUUUUCUAGGUUCUCGUUCAAGCACCCCUUGCAAUCUUUAUGGCCUGGAGGAUCAAGGGCAAGAUCAAGAGCAAGAGGAGGUGGACCCACCUACAAUGGGAAUGGGAUGCCUCUCGACGACGCCGACGCAGACGCCGUCCCUUUCGAGGCGGAGGAGGAGGAGGAGGGCCAGAGUGCGACAAGGGAGUCGGACGGUCAAAGUGGCAACUGGGUCUUGAAAAUUUUGCACGUGAGGUCUCUCUCUCUGCGGAGAGGGAGAGAGGAACAGGGGGGUGGUAAGAGUGGUGGUGGUGUUGCAGAGCUUCGCAAGGAAGAUGAGAAAACCGUGCUCCGUGAUGACGGAAAUGGGCCUGGCUCUGAGGGAGAUGAUGACGAAAAUGAUUGUUGUAAAGUUUCAGACGACGAAGAUGAUGCAGCGGCGGCUGAGUUUGAUAAAGGUUCGUUCUCGAGGUUGCUUCGGAAGGUUUCGUUGGCGGAAGCGAGGUUGUACGCUCAAAUGUCGUAUUUGGGGAACUUAGCAUAUUCCAUUCCUAAAAUCCAGCCAGGAAAUCUCCUAAGAUGUUAUGAUCUGCGCUUUGUUACUUCGUCGAUAGAGAAGAAGGAACUGACUGCUAAAACUGAGAAAGAUCAAGUGUCAGCUGAAAUUCAAGAAACAGAGAAAAACCUAGAGGAAGACAGGGAAGAAGAUGCAGAAGGGAAGGAGCAAAAGAACAACGGAUACCGAAUAAGUGCAUCUGCUGCGUAUCAGAUUGCUGCUUCUGCAGCUUCCUAUCUGCAUUCUCAUACAAGGAGCAUACUUCCAUCCAAAUGUUCAGAGGCUGAGGCUGAGGCUGAUAAAGACUCACCUGAAGAAAGCAGUGGAAGAAGUGACGUUGUUAAUAGGAUGAACUCAGAAGUGGCUUCUUUAAUGGCAACCACUGACUCAGUGACAGCUGUGGUUGCUGCAAAGGAAGAAGUAAAGCAGGCUGUUGCAGAUGACUUAAAUUCAACAUGUUCAUCACCUUGCGAGUGGUUUAUAUGUGAUGACGAUCAAAGAGGCACCAGAUUCUUUGUCAUUCAGGGUUCUGAAUCACUGGCAUCCUGGCAAGCAAAUCUACUCUUUGAGCCCAUUCAGUUUGAGGGACUGGAUGUGCUCGUGCAUAGAGGCAUAUAUGAGGCUGCGAAAGGGAUUUAUGAACAGAUGCUGCCUGAAGUCCAUGACCAUCUCAAAUCUCGUGGUGACCAUGCAACCUUUCGUUUUACUGGGCAUUCUUUAGGGGGAAGCUUAGCACUACUAAUAAAUCUCAUGUUGCUUAUACGACUUGAAGUGCCAAUUUCUUCAUUACUUCCUGUUAUAACUUUUGGUGCGCCAUCCAUCAUGUGUGGAGGUGAUCAACUGCUUCGCAAACUUGGAUUACCACGGAGUCAUGUUCAGGCUAUUAUGUUGCACAGAGACAUUGUACCCCGUGCAUUCUCUUGCAAUUAUCCAAAUCAUGUGGCAGAGCUUCUCAAGGCUUUAAAUGGGAACUUUCGGAAUCUUCCCUGUCUCAAUAACCAGAAGCUAUUGUAUUCUCCAAUGGGGGAGCUCCUGAUUCUUCAACCAGAUGAAAAAUUCUCGCCAAACCAUCACCUUCUUCCUUCAGGCAGUGGUCUAUAUCUUCUAAGCUGCCCGUUGUCAGAUGCCAAUGAUGCAGAGAAGCAGCUCCGAGAUGCACGGUUGGUAUUCUUAAACUCACCACACCCACUCGAGAUCCUAAGUGAUCGGUCUGCAUAUGGUUCGGAAGGAACUGUUCAAAGAGAUCAUGAUGUGAAUUCGUACUUAAAAUCUGUUCGUGAGGUGAUUCGCCAAGAGCUUAACCAGAUGAGAAAGGCCAGGAGACGGCAGCGCCGCAAGGUUUGGUGGCCCCUCGUAGCUGCCCGUAGUGUGCAUGGAGGUGUGAUUGUGGGAAGGCCUGUCGCAUCAUUCAAUACGGGGCACGAGCAGUUCAACUUUUCUGGCAUGCUACAAACGGGAAAAGAGUCGUUGAAACGGUUCAGUAGGCUGGUUGCAUCGCAGCAUAUGCAUUUGUUUGUGGUGCUUCUGGUACCUGUGCGACUGUUACUGUUGGGGGCAUACAGCGUGAUCAGUUUGCGGUGACCAGUGUGAGGUUGGCACGCAAGUGAAGUUUGUGAUUACUUUGGCUAAGAUAGUUGGAAAGGAACUUGGAAGGGUUGUGGGCAUGGCUGGCCGGACAAUUAGAUGAUUCUUUAUUCAUUUUUCUUCUUCUUUAAAUAGAAAGCAAUCCAAUGAUAUGAUCCAAUUGUACAUUUGUUUGUUUGUUUGUUUGUUUUUUUCACAUUUUUGAGAGAUGAUAAAUGUGAAGGUGGUAUGUAAAGAAAAUAGCAUGACAUCAAUGGGGCAUAGAAAGGAAAUAUUAGUGGUACUCAAAGAUGUGUGUGGAGUUCAUUUUGAGUUGGAUGUUUAUUUA
This is a messenger RNA of Prunus avium (sweet cherry), 3002 nucleotides long. Its product is annotated as alpha/beta-Hydrolases superfamily protein. Gene Ontology annotation, biological process: lipid metabolic process. NCBI's taxonomy places the organism in Eukaryota, Viridiplantae, Streptophyta, Magnoliopsida, Rosales, Rosaceae. The record is from RefSeq and is a predicted model, not a curated record. Gene Ontology annotation, molecular function: glycerophospholipid phospholipase A1 activity.